Messenger RNA from Eimeria necatrix, 2001 nucleotides. RefSeq lists its product as hypothetical. Lineage: Eukaryota; Apicomplexa; Conoidasida; Eucoccidiorida; Eimeriidae. The record is from RefSeq and is a predicted model, not a curated record. The transcript has 6 exons. Bases 1 to 2001 code for a protein of 666 amino acids.
AUGUCAGUAGGCAAAAUGCCGAGCGGGACGCCAGCCCAUCAUCGUCAUGCUACUCCGAAGCCCACCGUGGCAGAGCGGCUGCAUGGGCAUAAGGAGGCGCCUCCACAGGUGAUACCUAUGGCCAAUAUUAUUCCAGGAGACAGUCCCUUCGUCACGUGGGACCAAUUCCAGUCCGCUAUGAGUGUGAUAAGAACUGCUAUAGACGGGACGGGGGAAUCGGGCGCAACGUUUCCCAUACUACCAGAAGACGACAGCACUAUGCAGGCCUUUUUGCUGCGCAUCGAGCGCCGGUACACCCAGAUGGGAUUGGGGCCGUGCGAGUGGGGAAGCGCAUUUAUUGACCACCUUGUGGGCCCGGCUCUGACGUAUUGGAUGUAUCUACGGCGAACUAUCGACCUCAGCGACAGGGCGACGGUACAGCGCAGGCUUUUGGAGCGGUUCGACAAAACAAUGUCGCAAAGUCAAUUGUUAACGGAGUUGGCUAAAGUGAAGUAUCAGUCGUGGGAACAAGCGGCGACAGCCGCAGCACGCCUCUACGAGCCCAAGCAGAGCGUGCUGGAGCUCCGAGAAAGGACCAGUCGAGCCAUUAGGGCUGCUAUCCAAGCUAAUGGACCCCAACGCGGCGCCAGGAAAUCGAAAACCGACCUGGGGGAACCCAUGCGAACUCCUAUGAGUGUCAGGGUCGCGGGCAUUCGGCACGUGCCUGCCCCAGCAAGGGAGAACGUACCAAACGUCCGGGGGAAAUACACAAGAAGUGUGGCGGUGUGGGACACUAUGCUCGGGACAGUCCUACGCUCCAAUGCCAUUCCAGUCUUCCUUGAAUGGGGAAACCAACUCCUCAGCACUGCGGAAGGAACCAAUACGAGCGACGGGCACGCGGAAGCGACUCCGCCGCUUUCGGAAACGCGGUGGGAGUCUCGGCCGGCGUCGAUCCUGAGUGAAGCGGCUCCGGGCGCGACGACGGCUAGCAGCAGAAAGUCUGCAGGGGCGACAGAAGACGGCUACAGGCCAGACACAACAGAAAUUGCGCUACACUGGUGGCGGGAAACUUGCACGAAAGAGCCUUACGACCAAAGGGGAGCAUUGCACUAUCUGGGUGCGACGGCGGUGCUUCGCGUUGAGCUCGCAGUGAGUCCAUGUGAGGCCUUCUUGGACACUUGGGCUUCGUGGAGUUUCAUUAGUCCCAAAACAGUCGAACGACUGCAGCUCAAGUCCUAUGUGAACGGCCAGUGGUGCGAGUUACCGGUCGUUAGGAUGGGUGAACAGACAUUGCAGGGUGACAGUCACAUAGUAGCACCUCCAACGACUCCUGCGGAGCAAGCAUAUGACAUUUUGGCUAAGCAAGUGGCGGGUAUAUCAGCAGAGGAGGCCGCCAUAUUCCUACGGCCGCCACCUAAAAGGUAUAAAUCCCAUGCGAAGACUACGGCGAAGGCAUGGAUAACGUCGCUUGUUCGUCAGGCGGCGGCCGAAGCAAAGAGUCUCAGGGCACCAUUGCACGGUUUGCAUUACACACUGGCUUUGACCAACGUUGGCUCGUCAGUGGCACUGAGGUUCACGGACGAGUGGCAAGGCGCACUUUGCUGCACGUUGAUGGGCCAAGCGAUGCGCCAGUGUAACUAUGCACUUAGUAAUGUUAAAGGGGCCGUGAACGUAGCACUUCACAUAAUCACAAGUUUGCUGGAAAAGUAUCGUCAUGGGAGGGCGGACAGUGGGUGCCAGUGCGCCAACAAUGUCGAUGUCGGCAGCCGUGAGGAAAUUCUGACCAAUCAUGACCUCGAAUUGGGGGACCUCGGUGAAUUCAGACUACUAAGGAGAGUAGCGGCCGGAUCCGAGGACUUCAAGGAAACUACAGUAGCGGAUGAGGUGAUCUGCAAGCACUUUGACGAUUCCAACUGCUGUCGCUGCCCUCUUGGCUGCGGAGCAGUGAGUCAUUUUGUUCAAGAACUCAGUGCUCUCUCAAACAGAGAUACUUCCCGAAGGUGCGAGAGGCAGAUCAGUUAG